Messenger RNA from Paralichthys olivaceus (Japanese flounder), 2630 nucleotides. RefSeq lists its product as uncharacterized. The record is from RefSeq and is a predicted model, not a curated record. Gene Ontology annotation, molecular function: protein binding. Lineage: Eukaryota; Metazoa; Chordata; Actinopteri; Pleuronectiformes; Paralichthyidae.
CUUGUGUAGUUGUGUGUGUUUCUCUGAUUGUAUAAAACAGAACAUUAUGUAAGAGAAUUUUUUUAUAUAUGUAUUUUACGACAACAACAUUUGACGUCAUCAGGGCGCGACGGCUCCUUCCAUAUCGGCUCGUGCAUGUAAACAUCGGAACAGCGUGAACAGCUGAUCGAAACGUUUUGAGUUGAAACUUUAUUUAAAAGUGGAAACUUUAUUCGGACACGGUGCGACCUCCUGCUGCUCCUCGCGCCCCCUGGAGGAGCCCCGUGGGGCGGUGGGAUCUCCCCGGCCCUCGGUGCUCUGCGCUCGGCCACAGAUGGAGCAGCUGCCUCCGGAGGUGUGGGUGCACGUGUUCAGCUUCCUGAGCCCGGAGGACAAGCACACGGUCCGCCGCUGCUGCCGCUGCCUCCGGAGGCUCAUCGACCACGGGUCCCUGUGGCGGGACCACACGGUGUUUCUGUCCGACCUCCGCCGCUACACCUACGGCUUCUGGGACACGCUGCGCCACCGCAAGCUCACCCGGGUGUCGGUGCGACACCUGCGGCGCAAAGAGUGGCGGCGGCUCGUCCGGUUCCUCCCGUCGCUCACCGCCAUCGUGUUCGUGGACGGGGGCCGGCUGUACAGGGAGCGCUACCUGGAUCACCUGGCGCGGUUCCCGGAGCUGAGGGACCUCGGGGUGCGGAACGCCGCCUGGGACGAACCGAUGCUCGGCCGGACCGUGAGCGAGCAGCUGCGGGAGCGACUCACGCACCUGAGCGUGUGCAACGUGCGGCUGCCGUGCACGGAGCAGUUCAUCGGCACCGUGUGUCACCUGGUCAACCUGCGGUACCUGCUGUUCCACCAGCAGGGGGAGGGCUACGGGCUGGACACGGUGAGGCCGGUGCCCCGCGGAGUUUUCCACCGGCUGCUGCUCAACCUCGGGAAGCUCCGGCACCUGUCCUGGGGCAUGAGGGGGGAACCUCCGGAGCCGCUGCCCGACGACUACCUGAGUCCUCUGGAGCCAGGAUCGAGCCGGUAUGGCGGCCCGGCGCUCACCGAUCUGGAGCUGGUGGAUUACCCAGAAACCCUCCUGCCGGAGAACGCCCUGAGGAGUCUGACCUCGCUCAGGUCGCUGACUGUUCGCUACAGGUACAUCAGGGAGGGAAUCCAGUGUCGCCUGACGUCCUGGCUCAGUCCUCUGCAGCAGCUGGAGUCUCUCAAGAUCAUCGGUGGUAAUUCUCUCGCCACGUAUACGACCACCAUCCCGUCCAGCGUGACCAGGCUGACGCUGCGUGUGGCCAUAACUCUGAAAGACAUGGACUCCAUCGCUCCUAAGGUGCCGGCGCUCGAGCACCUGGACAUCGAGCAGAACCGCUCCAGCGGCAGCCUCUGCAGACGAAUCCCCAUGUUGUUUCCUCAGCUCAGGACGCUCCGGAUACGGUUUUUCCGUCGAGAACCAGAGAAGGAUCUGCUGAGCCUCCACCGGCUGAGACACCUGGUGCAGCUGGAGCUGCUGGUGGAGCGCUCCUACAUCCUCAGAGAUUACCUGAACGGUCACCCGUGGCCCAGCCCCUGCGUGCAGGAGCUGAUCGACCAGCUCCGGGAGCUGUCGGAGAACAGGAUCACCGUGAUCACCACGAUGCGCCAGAGAAACCCUCUACGAGAAUGUGACUGUGUGUGGGAGGGGGACUGAAGAGAGGGAGGGUGUGAAAACUGGAAACGCAGUUUUUACUCUCCUGACGCGAGGAGAGGACGGAGUCGGAGACAAAGGAGGACGUCUGUCGAUGGCAACAGGUUUGAAGACAAAUGGAAUGAAAGUCGUCAGAUGUUAGAAUCGGGAAUCUCGCGAAAGGUUCUGAUCUGAUAAUCAGUUGAACUGAACAUCAGAGCAAACUUUGGCCUGGAAACAUGAGAAUGAAGCACCGGCGACUCUUAUCCAGAGAACGGAGGACGUCUCAGCUCCGACUGAAAUAAAAGACUCAAAUAUCAGUUGACCAGCGUGAACCAAACGAGGCCGGAGCCGGGUUUUAUAACUGGUUCCACAGUUAAUCCAGUUCGUGGUUUUCAAACUCGACAACAUUCGUUAAGCUCCAGCAGUUAAUUAUUAAGUCGUGUGAAUAAUCCGAUGUUACAGUCGACUGUGUCUCUGUGUUAUUUCAGUCCGAUCAAUAAUCAGUCGUUUCAGGUGAUCACAACUAUCGACUGAUGUGUAGAUGCAGCUUCGUCAUGAUUAUAAGAACUAAUUAUUUGUAGUACAUCGUGUUGUUUCUCAAAUUGUCAAAAUAAAAAGAUAAAGUGCAGCUGAGCACAAACACACAACACAGAAAGUUUAAAUAAAAUAAAUAAUUCUUUAAUUUCAUUUAAUUGAAAAUUAAUUGAAAAAAAAUGUUUAUUCCAAAAAUGGCUAUUUAUUCAAACGUGAGUCAACGACUUUAUUUAUUCUUCCGUGUCGUUAAAUGUUGUUUUCAGAAGCGUCGUACGUUUGGGUUGUGUUGAGCUUUUAACUUUUCUCAGUUUUAUCACAAUUGACAGUAAAAAUUAAUCGUUAUUUGUUUCUGUAGCGACAAAGGUUGAGACUGAAAUCUGCCUCAGUUUUAAAAAUCCUGUAGCAGGAAAACUUGAAAGACUUUUUAAAAUAAAAAACCUGUGUAUUA